AUGCUUUAUACUUUUAUUGUUGUAAGAAAUGCCCUUUUUUCUCAAAUUGUCAUUGGGAUCACAGCCAAUGUCUUCCUCCUUCUCUUUCACAUCCUAAAAUACCUUCUCCAGCACAGGCCCAAGCCCACUGAUCUGACCAUUGCUCACCUGGCCCUCAUUCAUCUGCUGAUGCUAUUAAUCAGGACAUUACAGGAUAUAGACAUUUUUGGGAUUCAUGACAUUUGGGAUGACAUCGCAUGUAAAGCAGUUGUCUACCUGUACAGGCUGAUGAGGAACCUGUCUGUUAGCACCACCUGCAUGCUGAGUGUUCUUCAGGCCAUCACCCUCAGCCCCGCAAGCUCCUUUCUGGCAAAGUUCAAACUGACAUCUCCACAGCAGAGUCUGUGUUGCUUUCUCAUUCUCUGGGUGUUCAACAUGUUCAUUAAUGUUCGUAUUUUAGUCUCCAUGAAUGGUUCCACCAAUGCAACCUCAGGAUUUUACUUUGCCUCUGAAUCCUGCCCUAUUUCCCCCACAGAUCACUACUUCAAGACCUUAUUUGCCCUGAUAGGAAUACUCCGGGAUAUUUUCCUCAUAGGGUUCAUGGCCCUCUUCAGUGUCUACAUGGUGACCCUCUUGUGCAGGCAUAAGAGGUAG
This is a messenger RNA of Sciurus carolinensis (gray squirrel), 633 nucleotides long. Its product is annotated as vomeronasal type-1 receptor 94-like. Gene Ontology annotation, biological process: G protein-coupled receptor signaling pathway. The coding region runs from base 1 to 633 and encodes 210 amino acids. The transcript has a single exon. The record is from RefSeq and is a predicted model, not a curated record. Lineage: Eukaryota; Metazoa; Chordata; Mammalia; Rodentia; Sciuridae. Gene Ontology annotation, cellular component: membrane. Gene Ontology annotation, molecular function: pheromone receptor activity.